Messenger RNA from Micromonas pusilla CCMP1545, 654 nucleotides. RefSeq lists its product as uncharacterized. The transcript is spliced from 2 exons. Bases 1 to 654 code for a protein of 217 amino acids. Lineage: Eukaryota; Viridiplantae; Chlorophyta; Mamiellophyceae; Mamiellales; Mamiellaceae. The record is from RefSeq and is a predicted model, not a curated record.
AUGGACGAUUACCCUCAGUUGUGGCCGGCGGAGGACGACGCGGUCGACGGGACGGAGGAUCUGAACGCGGAGGAGGCGGCGCGUUCUGUACACUGGUUCCCAUACGACCCCAAGAGAACGGAGCGACGCGAGCUCGCCGCGGAGGUUUUCGUGCUCGCCAAGGGCGUGUUCUUCGUCGUCCCGGCGUUAACCUUGGGGUUCUCGUGGGUCCUCGGCGCCGUGUUCGCGGAGAUUGAAGGGUGGUCCAACGAGAACGGUUUCUAUUACGUCGUCUCGAUGUUAUUCGGCCUGCCGGACCCCAUCACGGAUCCGCCGGAGCUGUCGCCGACGACGACUAACGGGAAGAUAUGCGACGUGUUCAUCGCGCUCCUCGCGUGGUCUCUGAUCGGAACCUUCGUCGGCAUCAUCGUGAACCUGAACGUGAUCUCGCGCUUCGUGGGCUGGCUCGAGAGCGGCGGGUCCCGUUGGCGGCGACUGUUCAACGUGAAAACGCUCGGAGACUUUGAAGGCGACGCCCUGCGCGAGGUGGACGACGCGAGGACGAUGCGCGAAGCCGCGCGGACCUUCGGGGAGAUCAACGCGGAGAUGGCGUCCGCGCGCGCGGAGCUCCUGGGGUUGAUAGCCCCCGAGGGGACGCCGAAGAAUAAGGCGUGA